This is a messenger RNA of Aspergillus homomorphus CBS 101889, 1188 nucleotides long. RefSeq names its product mitochondrial 54S ribosomal protein mL59. The transcript has 2 exons. Gene Ontology annotation, molecular function: structural constituent of ribosome. NCBI's taxonomy places the organism in Eukaryota, Fungi, Ascomycota, Eurotiomycetes, Eurotiales, Aspergillaceae. Gene Ontology annotation, cellular component: mitochondrial large ribosomal subunit. The record is from RefSeq and is a predicted model, not a curated record. The coding region runs from base 121 to 882 and encodes 253 amino acids.
AGAGAGCAGAUCUCCAGAAACUUGAGUCCGGUCCACCUCACCACGGUCUUUCUCUUUCCCAUCUCUCUCCUUCCUUCUCCCCCCCAGGCCGACGGGACCAAAAAAGAAAACUUCACAAGAAUGGCUACUCCCCAAGCCGGCAGUCUGGUGACCCAACUGCCCCUACGGCUCCGCAACUUCUUCGCACGCUAUCCUCCGCACAUCUAUUCCGCAGCGGUUCGCCCUCCCCUCCCGACGCCCAAUCUGCCAGCAGCAGCGGUGUCCGCGUCCGCGACCUCACCGGUGCAAUCGAGCGCAGCGGCGACAGUAGCAGCGACGGCCGGGGCACCGACGACGAUCCCCCCGAACACCAACCCCAAGACCACCGCAACAGAACCCAGCAGCAGCAGUAGCACACCGAUCGCAGACGCCAUCUUCGAGUCGUUGCCGUCACCGUACACGCCCAACCGCGACGCCAAGGGCUACAAGCCGGCGGAUCGAUCGGCGUCGAAGGCGCUGCUGUGGACGCCGGCGCGGCACGCGAACCCGUUCCUGCCGCGGAAGGUGUGGACGACCACGGGCAGGCGCUGGAGUGGGCCGAAGUUCGGGCUGCGGCGACAGGCGGAGCUGGUCAAACUGGCCAAGAAGCACGGCGUGGAGGAGCUACUGCCGCCGGGGCCCAAGUCCACCGAGUAUAAGGCCUUGCGCCGCGCCGAGCAGGGCCUUGCCAUCAAGGGUACCGGUGUCGGCCAGAAGGUCAAGGGUCACAAGUGGGAGCGCACCAUGGAGACCCGUCUCGAGGUUCGCCGCAAUGCCAUGCUCGAGAUGCCCGAGAUGGUCCGCUUGUGGAAGCAGAGAGGUCAUGGUCGUGGUUGGAAGCAGUGGCCCAAGCGCCGGCAAUAAACGCUCGCGCUUUUCUCUCUCUGCUUUGGUCGGGUCGGGGGUGUUCGGGACUGCUCGAUUCGCUCCGACCCGGGGAUUUGUUUGGGAUAUAUGGUUGAGUCAUGUUUCAUGGGAGGUCUUUCCAAAGGCCAGGACGGAUCUAUUCUCAGGUCCUACAUGACCAAUCACCCACUCGAGGUGAGGGUUGAGUGAACCUCAUCGACACCGUCGUCAUUGUCAUCGUAUCAUCAUGUUUCGGAACGGGAGUUAUCAGUUUCUUAGGUACUGUACAAAUAGUUACAUUGUUUCUAUACUAUUAAGUCAUGC